Molecule: messenger RNA, 1562 nt
Organism: Acanthopagrus latus (yellowfin seabream)
Lineage: Eukaryota; Metazoa; Chordata; Actinopteri; Spariformes; Sparidae
Gene: foxl2l
Product: forkhead box L2-like
Exons: 1
Coding region: 172-942 (256 amino acids)
Biological process (GO): cell differentiation; regulation of transcription by RNA polymerase II; anatomical structure morphogenesis
Molecular function (GO): DNA-binding transcription factor activity, RNA polymerase II-specific; RNA polymerase II cis-regulatory region sequence-specific DNA binding
Source: RefSeq, a predicted model, not a curated record
GGUGGCAUCAACUGUGUGAGAAAUCGGCGAGAUGAAAGCAGGAGCUGGGUGCUGCGCGCUGCACCUGUGGGAGGAGUGUGUGCACCUGCGGACACUCACUGCGCUGCCUUGCUGAGCGGCACACUGCAACUACUUCUUCUUUUUGCUCCAGCACAAGCGGACACCUGAGCCAUGGACGCAGAGGAGAAACCCCCCGCCGACCAGGGCGUGCAGCUCCUGGACAUCAGCUCCAACUCGCCCCCACCUGAGCCCGAAGGUGCGCGGGACUCCGAGCAGCUGGAGAAGCCGCCGUACUCCUACGUGGCUCUCAUCGCCAUGGCCAUCAAGGAGAGCCGGGACAAGAGGCUGACUCUGGCCGGGAUUUACGACUUCAUCGUCGAAAAGUUCCCGUACUUUGAGAGGAAUAAAAAAGGCUGGCAAAACAGCAUCAGACACAACCUUUCACUUAACGAAUGUUUCCUGAAGGUGCCCAGGGAGAGCGGAGCGGACAGGAAGGGCAACUUCUGGAUGCUGGACCCCGCGUUUGAGGACAUGUUCGAGAAGGGGAACUACCGGCGGAGGAGGAGGGUGAGGAGGCCCUUCAGACCCGCGAGCGUGCCUUACCUGAGCGGGAGCCCCGCGGAGUACCCCGAGCAUCUCUACCUGCAGCCCUACGUGAGCUCCUGGGGUCUGUCCCAGAGCGGAUACCCGGCACCCCGCAGCAUGUCCCCCAGCCCCCCGGUGAGCUCCUACUGCCCGCCACCCCACUUCCACCACACCGCCUACGCCGCUUACCACCGCCACCCGCCCGUGCUGGUCCCCCACAACGGGUGUCCCUACGGCGGAGUGACCCAGCCGAUGAGCCCGGAUGGAGGCACCGUCUCCGUGCCGUGCAGCUACCAGCAGUUCACCUCCUACGCGCGGCAGGCGGAGGCGCCGCUCCCUCACCGGUUCGACAUGUGAGAUUUUGGUUUGUUUGUGCCACUGACAGCCAUCAUUGACUCAAAGUUCACCUGUUUCAUCAUUUCAGUUCGGCUGUCAUUCAUGUGUCAGGUAAAGUUAAUUAUUUAGUAGUUUGAUGAGUAUUCAAUGUCCUCGCUGUUUAAAAAAAACAAAACAAAAAAAACAACAACAAAAAAACGUUAAAUGAGCUGGUUAUGAAUUUGUUUGUUUCUGAAUUGGUUUCUGCUUCAUAUGGAGAUUAAUUAUUGUCAGCGCUCUACAUUAUGCUUCAGAAAUGUCACAGACCAAGUCUGAACUGCUGGAAGACGGCUAGUUUAAGUCUGAGGCUUAGUUGAUGCCCCCUAUGUUAAACAAUUACUUAAUUUAAUUUUUUUUUUUUUUUUUUUUUACAUUUGAUUGUUUUAAUAUUUAUAUAUAAUUGCCAAUAUUGUUGGCAGGCAUUUAUGUUCGUAUUUUUAUGUUAUUUAUUUCUUUUCUCUGGUUUUAUUCCUUUUUUUCGAGCUGCUAUGCAAUAGUUUGUGACAGUGAAGCACUGAUCGGGUUUUCCGUGUUAUUUGAAUGUUUACCUGAUGUGAAAUACAUCAUGUUUGUUAAAAAUAAAAUGCUAUUUUUUCAUCAAA